Messenger RNA from Fusarium proliferatum ET1, 4089 nucleotides. RefSeq names its product putative Snf1p protein kinase interacting protein (SIP3 protein). The record is from RefSeq and is a predicted model, not a curated record. The transcript has a single exon. The coding region runs from base 1 to 4089 and encodes 1362 amino acids. Gene Ontology annotation, molecular function: protein binding. Lineage: Eukaryota; Fungi; Ascomycota; Sordariomycetes; Hypocreales; Nectriaceae. Gene Ontology annotation, cellular component: cytoplasm; plasma membrane; endoplasmic reticulum.
AUGCCUGAAGACUCCCCUCCACCAGCGGCCAACCAGGCUGGCCGCGCCAUCCCCGUCGGCCUCAACGAAGCAGCACUCGAUUCUCCGACUUUUCGUGUAACCGCCGCAACCUUUGGCGAUCAAGUCGAUGCUAUAGAAAAAUGGCUCAACGGAUAUGCUCAGUCGACGUCGAAACUACUGCACGAUAUCCUCGCCCUCGAAGAGACGAUUAAUACUUUUCUCGUGAAGACGAUGCCCUCGGCGGCUGACGGCGUUGUCGACAAUGAUUAUACAUUUUUGGCUUUGAAGAGGGUGGGCGAUGGAUGGCGUGAGUAUUGGAUUCAAAUGAUAAGCACAAUGAAGAAGAUGGAGGGCCUAGUCGUCGACCCUAUCCGGCAGUUCAUCGUUGGCGAUCUCAGGAACUUCAAGGAGUGCAGGAGGGCCAUGGAGCAGGCGCAGCGAACGUUUGACUCUACGCUCGCUCGAUAUGUCAGUCAGUCAAAGACAAAAGAGCCAUCAGCUCUGCGCGAAGAUGCCUUUGCUGUUUUCGAAACCCGAAAGGCUUACCUCAAGGCCUCGAUGGAUUACUGCCAGCUUGCACCGCAGCUGCGCUUUAGUAUGGAUAAGUUGCUUGUCAAAAUAUGCAGUGAGCGUUGGAGCCAGCUGCGGCGUGCUAGAGAAGCUGCAAUCGACACUACGCGCUGGAAUCAGGAAAUGGAGCGCAUUCAGGGGUGGUCGAAUGAAAUGGGAGCGUCCGAGAUGGUCUUCAGGCGAGAGUUGCAGUCUGCCAGGAGAGAGAUUGGAGAAAAUGCGCUAGUAGGAUUCAAGCCAUCCCGUGAGCUCGAGGACUACAGCACUUCAACCGUUCCUUUCCUCGGCACUCGUGGCCCCAUCACUGUUCGUCUUGAGGAAGGUGCCACAGUUGUCUCUGAAAAGCAAGGAUGGCUGUUCCUGCGGGUGCUCUCAGGGAAGCCAGCAAGACAUACGUGGAUCAGGAGAUGGUAUUAUUGCCGUGAUGGCAUCUUUGGCUGGCUGAUACCAGGGCCUCUGGGAGUUCUUCAAGGUGACGAGAUUGGGGUUCUGCUUUGUAAUGCAAAGCCGGCUGUGGCUGAAGACAGACGCUUCUGCUUCGAGGUCAAGACCAAGAACCAGACAAUCCUGCUCCAGGCAGAGACCCAGGGCGAGCUGACCGAGUGGUUGGAGGUUUUUGAGGUUACCAAGAAGCGGGCUUUUGAGACCAGCAUGAACAGAACUAGUGCUUCUCUUCCCGGGUCCAUCGAUCCUGCGUUUUCCAUCUCCCCCCCUAGUAUUCCCGAGUUCUCUGCCAAGACCCUCGACGCACAGAUCGGUAUCUACGAUGAAUCAAGCCCUAGUAUUGACCGAACAAACACACUGCCUAUUCCGGGACCAGACGGUAACCUUAAUACACGACAGAGCUUUGACGUUAACGGCAGCAUCUCUCGUCGUACCAUCACUGCUCUGGGCCGAGACCUGGCUCGAGAGGAGGGCGAGAGUGGCCGUGAACAUGCUGCCAGAAUCAUCCAGAAGCUCGACCUACAUCGCAAAGCGACCUUUGGCACCCAAGGCCCGGAAGCCGGACAAGGAGGUGCAGCUUCCACGACCGGACUGGCUAGCAUGAUGGCUACUAGUCACACGCUACCGCCAGGAUUUCCAGGGUCUGUUGGAAGCACAACAAAUUUCAGGCAGACGCCCAGCAUGCUGCCAUCGGUUGACACACAAGUUGGCACUUUGGCUCCAGCAACCCUGGCCAAGCCACCCUCCAUGACUGGAUUGAGUCGAAUUGCAGUUCUGACAGCAGGAGAACGCCAACCUGUAGGUAACAACAGGAAACUCCCUGCGUCUGUGGUUGCGAACUACUGGGGAACAAGUCUCUGGGGUGCAAUGAACGCACCGCCACAACCCGUCCUUCCCAGACUCGAUGAGGAUGACCCUAUUGGUGUUGUUGUUCCUGGAAGCACUGUAGGGCAAGGUGUUCAGCGGAAGGACGGUGGCGAGUACUUCCCCCGAAACUACCCCCCAGAGUUGAGAGCGCAACACGCCCAGUUUCGACUCCUUUUCCCAGAUGCGCCCUUGGAGGAGAAGCUGGUGCUUGUCUUCCGGGCCGCCUGGACUGGUUCUCCUGAGCGAGGGCCCGGCAAACCAGACAUGGCGGGCGAUGGCCGCAUAUACGUUACACCCGACAAUAUGUACUUCUAUGGACAGCAAAUAGGACUCGUCACGGCGUACAACAUCAGUCUAGAUAUCAUCAGUGAAGUAACGGCAGCCCCAGGCAGGGACUGCGACUUCAUUUUCCUUCAUCUGAAUGAGAAUGCCAACGAAACAGGGUAUACCAGGAUCACUAUCAAAGUCUUCUUGGAGGAUCUCGGUCUACUUCACACUCGUCUCAACCUAUUGAUCGACGACAUCCAGGCUGAGGAGCCCAUGGAUGUUGAAGCGAUCAUCACCACCUUGAUCAAUCUCGAAAAAGAAGAGUAUGAUCGCCCAAGUCCCAGUGUCGAAAGCUGGGAGGAGGUCUCAGCAAACACACCCAUGGAUGACGGUACUUCGAUGGGUCGGCCUGUUGCUCCACGUAUGGAGUUCGGCCCUCCGCUUCGUCUUUCGAAAUCGAGGACUCGACAUAACCAUAAACUUCACUUGCCAGCUCGCCCUGUCAUUUAUGAACCAGAGGGCAUGAAGGAGAUGGCGGCUGAGCGACACUUUGAAAUUAGUGCCAAGUCCUGCUUCCACGUUUUGUUCGGUGACAAGAGUUUUGUAUUCCCAAAGCUCUACUUUGAACGACGUGCUCAGCAGAUUGCUCAAGGACCCUGGGUUCUAGUUGAUCAAGGCAGGAUGAGGCGUGACUUCCAGUUCAAGGUUGACUACAAGGAUGUCUUGGGUCGGUCCAAGACGGCCGAUGUUAAUGACUACCAGAUCAUUGAUGUCUUCAGCGAUCACGUUACGUACGUGGUGACUCAUGUCAAGACGGCGUGGCAUCUGCCUCACUCAAGCUGGUUCAAGGUUGUGACCAAGAUUGUCAUAACGCACGUGGCCAAGUCCAAGUGCAAACUAGCCAUCUACACAAAAACGGAUUGGUCGAAAAACCCGGCGCUCUCCAAGAACCUGAUUGACCGCCAAGCCAUUCACGAUGCUGCAAGUGACGCUGAAGAGUUGGCUGAGGUUGCUACGGAUCAAGUUCGGAAGCUUGGAACUCGCAGCCGAACAAACAGAGCAAUCCAAGUGUAUGGCCAGAUUGGGCAACAGACAGAGGUGGUGGUCUUUUCGCCUGCUGCAACAGAUUCGGCAAAGAAGCAGGCCAUCAAGCCUCGAACCCUGACGACAAUGGUGUUUGAGACGAUUCGGUCUCUGGGAGAGAGUGCAGUAUCGUCACUCAUCAUGUGGGCUAUCGCUGUGCUGCGCAACUUGUUCAACCUGAUUACAGCCCAGUGGAUCAUCCUGGCGCUUCUCGCAUUCAGUACACUUACAAAUCUCCUACUAACGUCAAGCGAGACUUCGACGUGGUGGAAAGAGCGAAGAGCAGCAGGAUUCAUGCAAAACAUCGGAAUUCGACCCAAUUCCAUGAUGAGUAAGGCCAUAUACUUUGCGGAUCUGGAUACAGCAUCCGGGACCAAUCAAGGGUUGUCUUUUCCCGAAAACAGCACAUGCUUCUCGACCUUCAAGGAUCUACUGGAUGCGACAGAUAUGGAUGCGCCCUGGGAGGAUGCCGGUGCUAGUUUGGCUGCACCCACUAGUCGUGCUACAGCCCGUCGACUUCGACGGACUCGACAGCGGCUAGGAUCGUACCGGCAUGACUUGCUAGUAGCCAUGAGGGUUGUCAACAGCAUUGAGCGAGAAAUUCUACAGUCAGAAUGGGAGAAUUGGUUGGUAGAUGAAAAGUUCCUUUGUGAUGAACUGGAUACUAUGCUGCUGCAGCAGGGCGACACAAAGGGGCAGAGGAAAGGGGCAGAAGCCGGCAAGGGGCCACAGAAGGCCAUGGAGCCUAUGCCAGCUAAGAGACGGCAGGCCCUCGAGCAGUGGCGGGAUUCUUACUGCGGGAGCUGUAAGCAGGACUACCAGGUUGCGAUGAAGGAUCGGAAGUUGUCGAUUGUGUAA